GUAUGUGUCCCCCGCCUACUGCCCGUAGUCGACUGGGAUAGGCUCGAGCACACUCGCGACCCUCGUGAGAUGAAAGCAGUUCGGAUAAUGGAUGGAUAGCUGGACGUACCUCGCCCUGCCAUUUAUGAGUUCGUAAAUGGAUAUUCAAAGCGGCAGAUUCGUUCGGACGCCAAAUGGGAACAAUAUUGAUCGCCUGGAUUGUGAAAGCCAAUUGAUCAAGCUGUAAUGAACCCCCAAAAUGUGACCAAUCUGAAAAGCUGAAGGGCGGGGGGCAUGAGAAAGGUUCCCCGUUUUCCCGCUUUGUGUGUCGAAUGUGCCGACAGGCGCCCCAAGAAGCCAACGUUCUUGGCGCAAUGGCGGCCCCCUUUGUUGUUCAGGCUCACUGAGUAAAUGCUUCUUUUCUGCCUUUCUUUCGCACAAUGCAACGACUGCGAGAGGACAUUGCUUCUUCAAAUAACCCCACGAUCGCCUCCUACGACGUCUCCUUGGAAUUGGGAAGCACUUAGUGUCGAUGCGUGAGCCCCGAAAGGCUUCGUGCAAUGCGAUGGAAGUAAUGUAAACCUGAACAGCAUUCGAGCCGGCUGCGGCCGUUGGCGUCAUGGGCCUGGACUUUGAUGUGAAGACCUUCUGCCACAACCUGCGGGCCAGCAAGCCGCCUUACGAGUGCCCCGUGGAGAGUUGCCGGAAGGUCUACAAGAGCUACAGCGGCAUCGAGUACCACCUGUAUCACUAUGACCACGACAACCCGCCUCCUGUGCAGGCCACGCUCCACAAGAAGCGCAAGGGGCGUCCGCCUCGUGUGUCCCUCGCUGGCUCGUUGGAUUUGGAUGAUGGAGGCCUUGGACAAGGAGGGGGGCAGGGGCACGGCGGGAGUAUGACUCACAGCCCCGGACGCUCCGAGCCUUCGCAUUCCCCCGGCAGGGACGCCAUGACGUAUGCCCAAGCGCAGCGGAUGGUGGAGCUGGAGAUCCAAGGACGCGUUCACCGCAUCAACAUUUUCGAGAACAUUGACGUCGUGUCAGAGGAGGACAGCGACGCUGAAGAUGACCCGCCGUCAGUCACCAACUCUGGGGGUGUUUGUAACGGGAGUGACGGAGGAAGCGGCGAGGGAGGAGGCGCUGGCAAGGACCGGCCUGACGUUCCGUCCUCCAACGGGGGCAAAUCCACGCCCAAGUCCGGGAAGCAUAAAAGCAAAGAGAAAAAGAAGGACGGCUCGGCCUAUCACCACGGCGCCCAGUCGGGGCCUGCGGUCAAGCUGCCCGAGGCGGUCUUCCGUGAACUGGAUCAAGACAGGCCUGACGCUCCUCCCCGCCCGUCCUCUUACUACAGGUACAUGGAAAAGUCUGUGGAGGAGCUAGACGAGGAGGUUGAGUACGACAUCGACGAGGAGGACUACAUCUGGCUGGACAUCAUGAACGACAAGCGGCGGAUGGACGGCGUCACGCCCAUCCCUCAGGAGGUCUUUGAGUACCUCAUGGACCGUCUAGAGAAGGAGUCUUACUUUGAAAGCCAUAAUAAGGCAGACCCGAGUACCCUGAUCGAUGAGGACGCCGUAUGUUGCAUCUGCAAUGACGGCGAGUGUCAGAACAGCAACGUGAUCCUCUUCUGCGACAUGUGUAACCUGGCCGUCCACCAGGAGUGCUACGGCGUGCCGUACAUCCCGGAAGGCCAGUGGUUGUGUCGUCGUUGCCUGCAGUCGCCGAGUCGAGCGGUGGACUGCGCCCUGUGCCCCAACAAGGGAGGAGCCUUCAAACAGACGGACGACGCGCGUUGGGCCCAUGUGGUGUGCGCUCUCUGGAUCCCGGAGGUGUGCUUUGCCAACACGGUCUUCCUUGAGCCCAUCGACAGCAUCGAGCACAUCCCUCCGGCACGCUGGAAACUGACCUGCUACAUCUGCAAGCAGCGAGGCUCCGGUGCCUGCAUUCAGUGUCACAAAGCCAACUGUUACACCGCCUUCCACGUCACGUGCGCGCAGCAAGCGGGCCUCUACAUGAAAAUGGAGCCCGUCCGAGAGACGGGGGCCAACGGAACCUCCUUCAGCGUCCGCAAGACGGCCUAUUGCGACAUCCACACGCCUCCAGGAUCCGCCCAGCCCUUGGGGUGCGUCGGCGGCACCAGCGGCGCGUCGUCUCAGAGCGAAGGCGAACCGGAGGAGGACGACGAGCCCUCCGUCGGCCACGAUGACGACUCCAGGGGCUGGAGCUCGGAGCGGGCUAAGAGGGCAAAGGCCAAGUCGAGAAUGAAGAUGAAGCGAGCCAGGAAGAUAUUGGCUGAGAGAAGGGCUGCGGCUCCGGUGGUCUCAGUGCCGUGUAUACCCCCUCAUAGGCUAAGCAAAAUCACCAGCAACUUAACGGUACCCAGGAAGAGCCAGUUCAUGCAACGGCUUCACAGCUACUGGACCCUCAAGAGGCAAAGCCGCAACGGCGUACCACUGCUGCGGCGGCUUCAAACGCAUCUGCAGUCCCAACGACAUAUUGAGCCCGUCCCGCCGCAGCCUUCAGCUCAACUUCCCGUGAGGGACUGCGAGGAGAAACAAACGGUAUUGAAGGAGCAACUGAAGGCGUGGCAACGACUCAGACACGACUUGGAGAGAGCCAGGUUACUUGUGGAACUCAUCCGCAAGAGGGAAAAACUCAAGAGGGAGACGAUUAAAAUGCAGCAGAUGGCGCUAGAGAUGCAGCUGACUCCCCUCCUGGUGCUGCUGAGGAGUACGUUAGAACAGUUACAAGAAAGAGACACUAACAACUUCUUCACUGAGCCCGUGCCCCUUGCAGAGGUCCCGGACUACCUGGAUCAUAUUGACACUCCCAUGGACUUCCAGACUAUGUGGAACCUUUUGGAAUCCCACCGCUAUCUGACUUUUGAGGCAUUUGAGGGUGACUUUGGUCUCAUUGUCAACAACUGCCUCAAGUACAACGCCAAGGACACGGUGUUCUACCGGGCUGCGUUGCGCCUUCGAGAAAUGGGCGGAGUGGUCAUUAAAAGCGCCAGGCGGCAAGCGGACAGGAUCGGCUUUGACUACGAGACCGGCAUGCACCUCCCCCGGGAGGCCAGUCCCGAUACGAGACGGGAACUGGAGAGGGAGCGCCAACGAGAGCGGGAAAGAGAACGAGAUUGGCCGUUGUCAUCUAAUGAAGAUGAGCUCCUGGUGCCGGAGAACAGGCGGCGGCUGCCUUUGGAGGAGCAGCUGCAUUACGUGCAGGCUUGUCUGGAGGAGGCCAGCUCGGGGAAGCACAGCAUCGGCCAGUCCCGCAGAGCCAAAGCUCUCCGCAAGGAGCUCAGCAUCAUCAAGAGGAAGCUGGCACAUCAGCGAGAAGGCGGCUCGGGCGGGCCCAGGGAUUCUCUCGGAGGAGGGGGUGGAGGAGAUCGGGGUUCGCUCCCGCAUCAUCCGUCGUCCACGGGGCACCACGACGAAGGGGAAGAGAGCAGCAGUCAGGAGCUCGGCGGCAAGGAUAUGAGCGCAUCGUCCUCUGCCUUGGCUCCAGAAGUGGGCCGACGGACCUCCGUUCUCUUCUCCAAGAAGAACCCCAAAAUGGCCGGACCUCCCAAAAGGCCCGGACGCCCUCCUAAAAACCGGGAUCCUGGCUACAUUGUAGCAGGGGUCGCCCCCAGUCCCAUCGGGCCUCCGCAGUUGCCCAUGCUGUCGCCGGGCAGGCAAAGGAAGCGUCCCCGCAGCCCCCGCACCAGCUCCACCUCCGACACUGACAGCGAUAAUGACGACCUGCUGCCAGGUCUGCCAAGUAAUGGAUUUGUCGGAGGGAACCAGCCCGUGACGGAGAGCUUCCGCGUGUAUAGAAACGACACGCGUCUUCCGCGUUCCAGCUCCGACUCGGAGUCGACCACCAGCAGCAGCAGCAGCGCCGCCUCCGACCGGACCAGCACGACACCGUCGAAGCAGGGCCGAGGAAAGGCGUCGUUCUCGCGCUCGGCCUUCCAGGAGGACAGCAGCGAGGAGACAUCUGGCACUGAAAACGAGUCGUACUCGGUUGGAGGCUCGCGGGGAGUGUCGCAUUUGGUGCGUGGGCGGGCGCGGGCGGGAUGCUGGAUGACCUCGGAUGAUUACGCAUCAUUGGAGGCGCUGGACCUGGUGUGGGCCAAGUGCAGAGGCUACCCUUCGUAUCCUGCUCUGAUCAUUGACCCCAAAAUGCCCCGGGAGGGCGUGUUCCACCGCGGCGUCCCCAUCCCCGUCCCACCACUAGACGUUCUCAAACUCGGAGAGCAGAUGACCCAGGAAGCACGCGAGCACCUCUUCUUGGUUCUCUUCUUUGACAACAAAAGAACCUGGCAGUGGCUGCCGCGCUCCAAGCUGGUGCCGCUGGGCGUGGACCAGGAGCUGGACAAGGAGAAAAUGCUGGAAGGCCGCAAGUCCAACAUCCGCAAGUCGGUGCAGGUGGCCUACCACCGGGCCAUGCAGCACCGCAGCAAAGUGCAGGGAGACCCCAGCAGCGAGACCAGCGACAGCGACUGAAAGCACACGCACACACGCAUGCACAGGCAGGGUGAUGCCGUGGUCACGAUUGGUACAGUGUGUGCGCGCCUCACUAGAAUUCCCCACGUAAUUAUGAAAACUACAAGCGGGCAUUGGUCGCGCGACUUAGAAACAAUCCACUGUGAUUGUCUUCAAAACACUUUUUUUUUUAAAUCAGAAAUGUGAAAUGAAUGAUGUAUUUAAAUGCGCAAGCCUAAAUGUGUAUAAAGAGGAGGCUAGAAAACUGGCCGUGCAGCGUGCAUGUCAGACGCGCGGCGGACGCAAAGAGCUCGUCCGCAUUCGGACGGCAAACAAGCCACAAAAUGAAUUCCACCUAAUUUAUUCAAUGUGCAGCUCAUUACGAGCUCCUGUGGACACUCAGCAGUCUUUUUAAAAUUUCAUCAGUCCCUCACAAUCAUGAUGUCACUUGUAAUCCCAACACUUCCCGUUUUGAAGAUUUUGUAAUGUCGCAUAGGUUGUUAGGUCAACAGCCAAAGUGAGGCAGCAACACGACCUCGCUGUCUCGUCCCAAGAUGAGCGCUUUACAGUUUUUAUAUAAAUACAGCUCUCAAAAGAAUACCAUUUUAAUAAAAAAAAAGAAAAUCAAACAUCUCA
This is a messenger RNA of Syngnathus acus (greater pipefish), 5083 nucleotides long. It is a transcript of the gene brpf1, whose product is annotated as bromodomain and PHD finger containing, 1. Gene Ontology annotation, biological process: regulation of transcription by RNA polymerase II. Bases 599 to 4468 code for a protein of 1289 amino acids. Gene Ontology annotation, cellular component: MOZ/MORF histone acetyltransferase complex. The transcript has 16 exons. Gene Ontology annotation, molecular function: protein binding. The record is from RefSeq and is a predicted model, not a curated record. NCBI's taxonomy places the organism in Eukaryota, Metazoa, Chordata, Actinopteri, Syngnathiformes, Syngnathidae.